AGGAUGGUGGUGCAGAAGUCCGGGUAGUAGUUUCCCAUCCAACCGCUGAUGUCAAAUUUAAUCGUGACGGAGGAGAGAUGGGGAUUAGUGUUGUUUUGGUGUUGGAAGGAAGAGAACUUCUUGGCGGCUGCGGCGGCGAAGCUUUUUAGGGAUUCCUUGGAUUUGAAAUCGUUUCCGUUGAAUUCCAAUGUUGGGUACGAGAACCAGAGGUUGGCCCAUCUUUUGCUGAGGACGGUGGCUUUACCGAUGAAUUUUUGGGAUUUUAGACGAGACAGGAUGUCGUGGAGGAUCUCGUCGGGUAACUCCGAGAUACGAUCUAGUUCUUCGUCACGGCGGUCGGCGACAGUGGGGAUUUUACACUGUUCCAUACCGGUGCCGCCGGGGAGA
This is a messenger RNA of Linum tenue, 387 nucleotides long. NCBI's taxonomy places the organism in Eukaryota, Viridiplantae, Streptophyta, Magnoliopsida, Malpighiales, Linaceae. The record is from the annotation of a GenBank genome assembly.